This is a messenger RNA of Gaeumannomyces tritici R3-111a-1, 753 nucleotides long. RefSeq lists its product as hypothetical. The transcript has a single exon. NCBI's taxonomy places the organism in Eukaryota, Fungi, Ascomycota, Sordariomycetes, Magnaporthales, Magnaporthaceae. The coding region runs from base 481 to 753 and encodes 90 amino acids. The record is from RefSeq and is a predicted model, not a curated record.
AAUUGGAGCGCCUGGAGAAGGAGCGACAGGCCGCCAACGCACAGCACCAACCUCUGGGGAAGGGCUUGCAGAAAGUCGAUACCACCUCCUCCACGCCCAAUAAUCUGGCACGAGCAGGUUAUAGUAGCUAGUACCUUGGGCAGCUGCAGCCAUCGAUGGCAGCCGGCGCGGGGGGGCGCAGGUCGCAGUAGGCAAGGCCUGCCGAGCCCGGCUUCACAUCUUCGGCUGCCCGCGGCUGUGAUGGCGGCUAAGGUCCGACGCUGCAACGGGCGGAGGUGCGCUGCCUAGCAGGGCCAAGCCGCAUCACGAACCCGUCCACUAAGGCGGGUGAUCGCCACUGGCAAUAUUGACGAAUUUUGGGGCAUCUGGGAAUUCGGGAUAGGUGCACUUCAAGGGGCACAGGGAGUAAAUAGGUACUUGGCGCGUCGGCAGGCAAUGGCGGGAUAUUGAAACAAUGGAUCACACAGUCAUCAGCCAAACAUGCCCCGCCUCGUCGUCGGUGGGGGUGAGAAAGGAAGAAAGGAAGAGACAUGGACAGGCGGCAGCCGCCGGGAUCUGUCGGCGAUCAGUUUUCGGUUUCCUCUCACGCAGCCCAAUGGUGGGAGGCGGACGGGCGACAGCGACGAGGAGGCUGGGCGUUUUGUUCCGCCCGAGCUGGCGCGGGGCAACGGAUCGGAUUGGGGGAUGGGUUCUCGGGCCCCGUCUCGCCUGGUCACACCCGGAGGAGCUGCUAGUGUCGCACCACUCCAGUAG